AUGUUCCUGACGCACAGCGGCCUCACGGGCCGGAGGCAGCAUCUGACGGGCCGACGUCACAUCAACAACAAGAUUGAGUACUACCAGAUGCUGAUUCGUGAGAAGGGGCUCACUCCACCGAUCUACCCGCCACCACCAGGCAUGGUGCUCCCUAUGCCCAAGUUGCCAGCGGCAGCGGCGCCCAAGCCGGGCAUCGGCGGGAUUCUGCCUGGGAUGCUUCCCACCAUGCCGAAGCUGCCUGGGGCACUCCCAUCCCUACCUGGCAUGCCUUCCAUGCCCAGUAUGCCAGGAAUGAUGCCUGGUAUGCCCAAAAUGCCUGGCAUGCCUAUGAUGGCCUAG
Symbiodinium pilosum is the source of this 339-nucleotide messenger RNA. Lineage: Eukaryota; Dinophyceae; Suessiales; Symbiodiniaceae. The record is from the annotation of a GenBank genome assembly.